Molecule: messenger RNA, 1313 nt
Organism: Drosophila arizonae
Lineage: Eukaryota; Metazoa; Arthropoda; Insecta; Diptera; Drosophilidae
Gene: slp1
Product: sloppy paired 1
Biological process (GO): regulation of transcription by RNA polymerase II
Cellular component (GO): nucleus
Molecular function (GO): DNA-binding transcription factor activity; sequence-specific double-stranded DNA binding
Source: RefSeq, a predicted model, not a curated record
AUUGCAACGUUCACAACGAAACAGUUACAGCAAAACUCGUGUGUUCCGUUUGAGAAAAAUAUCAAAGCAAUUUGAACAGCAACUAUUUAUAAAGACUUACAAGAAACAGAAAAGAAAUGGUGAAAAGUGUCUGCGAAAUGGAAUUCAAAAGCAAUUUCUCCAUCGAUGCCAUCUUGGCUAAGAAACCCACAGCUCCAGUGAUCAAGCACGAGCCCAUGCCACAUCACCAGCAGCCAUAUCAUCCAUAUGCCAACUCGGAUGGUGAGCUAUCAGCAUCCGAAGAUUUCGACAGCCCCUCUCGCACCAGCACACCGAUGAGCAGCGCUGCCGAAUCGCUGUCAUCGCAGCAUAAUGAUAAACUGGAUGUGGAGGAAUUCGACGAUGAGGACAUCGAGCUGGACGGAGAGGAAAGUGAUGGCAGCAGCGAACUGGCCGGCAAUCCCAGCAAAAAGCAAAAGACCAGCACUGGCAGCAAUGACAACAAGAAGCCGCCCUACAGCUACAAUGCGCUCAUCAUGAUGGCCAUCCAAGACAGUCCCGAGCAGCGUCUGACCCUGAAUGGCAUCUACCAGUACCUGAUCAAUCGCUUCCCCUACUUCAAGGCCAACAAGCGUGGCUGGCAGAACUCCAUACGCCACAAUUUGAGCUUGAAUAAAUGCUUCACCAAGAUCCCGCGCAGCUACGAUGAUCCCGGCAAGGGCAACUACUGGAUUCUGGACCCCUCUGCCGAGGAGGUGUUCAUUGGUGAGACCACGGGCAAGCUGCGCCGCAAGAAUCCGGGUGCCAGCCGCACCCGCCUCGCCGCUUACCGCCAGGCCAUCUUCUCGCCCAUGCUAGCCGGCGGCUAUGGUGCACCCGCUGGCUACGGCUAUCCGGGCAUGCCCUUUGCUGGCGCCGCUGCUGCUGCCGCCGCCGCUGCUUUGUAUCAGCGCAUGAAUCCGGCUGCCUAUCAGGCGGCUGCUGCUGCUGCUGCGAUGGCUGGCUAUGGCCAGCCCCAGAUGCAGUAUCAACCGUCUGCUGCACCACCGCCACAACACAGCGCACCCGCUGCCGCCCAUCCACAGCUGCAGGGCUAUCCGGGCGCACACAUGAAUGCCGAGCUCUUUCAACGCAUGCAGUUCUUUGGCAAGUUUCCGGCCAGCUAAGGCGUUCACGGCUGCUUGCCACGCCCAGCGUUUUGGUUUAAUGGGACAAGGCUUUGAUAAAGCCGCCGUCGCCGCCGUCACCAUCGUCGUCGUCGUCGUCAUCGUUGUCAACAGCAAGGAGCCGCGCACAAAAUCCCCUUUGACGUCUAAAUGAUGCAUUUAGCAAAA